GACAAGUUUAACUCCGUUGAUGUCAGCCCACAGCUUCCAGUAUUCCGCGUAACUCAUAAGGCGGCUGCAUCCUAAAAUUGCAGUGCCGGGCGGAGCACGUAUUAGAGCUUUAAACAGGUGUCCUGUAUUGGUCUGGCAUGGAUCCAGGGAACUGGCUGGUCACCAAAGCCUGCUGUGACAUGCAGGACAAAAGAACCAUCAGGCUGUUUCUCCGGUCUCUGCAUUGGGCUCCAUGUCGGUGAUGACAAGUGCUCUCCUUCCGCUCAAACUUUCGCAUUUGCGUAUUCUGCUGAACCGCCGUGUUCUAACUGUCUUCGACGCGGACUGCAAUGCUCUUUGACGCAACAGAAAAAAGAUGACGGAAAGCAGAUUAUGAAUCUCAGUGGCUCGGAAGACACACCAUCGUUGGCACCCCAGAGCCCUAUCCAUAUAGCGAGUCGGUCCAAAACGGAAAGACACUAUAUUGCGGUUUAUUUCAGGUUGCUUCACCCUUACUGGCCCUUCAUCCAUCAGGGUUCCUUCAAAGGAUUAGACGAGUCACCCUUGCCUGUCCAGUCCAUGGUUGUCAUCGGUUUCUGGCUGAGCAACGAGGGAGGUGGGCAGUCGCGAGCUAUGCUUGCCCGAUACUGCCAGAAUGACCUCCCUGCUUACGUCUGGGUAAGCAUCGAGGAAAUCAAACGAUUCAACUUUGCUUUAUAUGAAGUUUGCACGGCAUAUAGCUGUGGCGUACCCAACAAAAUUGCGGUAUCAAAGAGGGGACUUCGGGCACAGGAUUUAGAAUUUCCAUUACCAAGGAACACUCCAUUAUGGAACGCUACAAGCAAGGCGGAAUGGGUAUCUGCAGCGACAGAGGAUGUGUACUGCCACAACUUCGAUAGUAUUUUGGAGAACGAAUGGUUCUCCAAGUCAGCGCAUGUCUUGGAGGCGCUGGAUACGGCUUAGUCUGUUUA
This is a messenger RNA of Aspergillus versicolor CBS 583.65, 950 nucleotides long. RefSeq lists its product as uncharacterized. Lineage: Eukaryota; Fungi; Ascomycota; Eurotiomycetes; Eurotiales; Aspergillaceae. The record is from RefSeq and is a predicted model, not a curated record. The coding region runs from base 373 to 942 and encodes 189 amino acids. The transcript has a single exon.